Molecule: messenger RNA, 642 nt
Organism: Tricharina praecox
Lineage: Eukaryota; Fungi; Ascomycota; Pezizomycetes; Pezizales; Pyronemataceae
Product: Mss4-like protein
Exons: 1
Coding region: 1-642 (213 amino acids)
Molecular function (GO): carbon-sulfur lyase activity
Source: RefSeq, a predicted model, not a curated record
AUGAGCACUCCCGACCCCGACCCCGACUGCCCCAGCACCCCCACCACCACCGGCACAGAGACGUACCUCAGCGGUGGCUGCCACUGCGGCGCGAACACAUACCAGCUGACUUUGCCAGCGCAACCAUCGCCGCCCUUCCCGCUCGUGGACUUCGACCACUGCACAUCCUGCCGGCGAACCAGCGGGGCGCUGCUACAGGCAUGGAUAAUCCUUCCGCAGAGCUGGGCAGUCUUCCACAUCAGCUCGACGUUCGACCAAUCGCACACUGUGUACGCGUCGUCCGUCGUCACCGCGGGCGCACUGCGGAAGGAGCUGGGCGGCGGCGAGCCGAAGUCGCUGGUGCACUAUGCAAGCUCCCCCGGUGUUUCUAGAGCGUUCUGUGCGCGCUGCGGAACGCAUCUGGUCUAUAGCCGCGUGUAUGAGGAGCGCGAGGCGGGCGAUGGGCCGGAGGGCGAGGGCGACGGGGAGGAUUUUGUGGGCGUUAGUUUGGCGAGUUUGGAUAAGGAUAGCUUGGAGAGGGCGCCGAGGCCGCUGCAGCAUACGUGGUGGGGCGAUGGCGUGCCCUGGCUUAAGGAGAUGAUUGCUAAGGGGUGCGAGGAGGGGGGGAUCGGCGCGAUGGAGAAGUUGGAGGGGUAUCAGUAG